Messenger RNA from Erinaceus europaeus (western European hedgehog), 2236 nucleotides. It is a transcript of the gene SOD3, whose product is annotated as superoxide dismutase 3. Gene Ontology annotation, biological process: removal of superoxide radicals. The transcript is spliced from 2 exons. The record is from RefSeq and is a predicted model, not a curated record. The coding region runs from base 165 to 863 and encodes 232 amino acids. NCBI's taxonomy places the organism in Eukaryota, Metazoa, Chordata, Mammalia, Eulipotyphla, Erinaceidae. Gene Ontology annotation, molecular function: superoxide dismutase activity; copper ion binding.
CUUCUUUCCUCAUGGUGUCCACUCCCCCCAUGCUGGCCUCCUUGCUUGUCCUUUAAAUAGCUGGACUUGGGAGCCAGCUAGCCUUCCUGAGACCUGCAGGGCACCAGCUUCCCACUUCCCAGGAGGGAGAGUUCUUUUGGAAGGGCUGGGAAGGUACAAGGACCAUGCUGGCGCUGCUCUGGGUAGGCCUGCUCCUGGCGCCUGGUGCCUGGGCCCGCAGCCUGAGCACGGUGGAGCAGAUCCGCGACACGCACGCCAAGGUGACCGAGCUGUGGCAGGGCCUGCGGCGGCGCUGGGGCGAGGGUCUGGGCGACAACACCUCGCUGCACGCCUGCUGCGCCAUGCAGCCCUCCCGCUCCCUGCAGCCCGGGCAGCCGCACGUCACCGGGCAGGUGCUCUUCCGCCAGCUGCAGCCCGGCGCCGGGCUGGAUGCCUACUUUGACCUGGAGGGCUUCCCGGAGGAGAUGAGCGGGCUGGGCCGACCCAUCCACGUGCACCACUUCGGGGACGUGAGCCAGGGCUGCCAGGCGGCCGGGGGCCACUACAACCCGCUGUCGGUCCCGCACCCGGGGCACCCCGGCGACUUCGGCAACUUCCGCGUGCGGGACGGCCGGCUCCGCAGGCUCCGCGCCAACCUGACCGCGGCGCUCAGCGGCCCGCACUCCAUCCUGGGCCGCGCGCUGGUGCUGCACGCGGGGGUGGACGACCUGGGCCGCGGGGGCGACCCCGCCAGCCUGGAGCACGGCAACUCGGGCCCGCGCCUGGCCUGCUGCGUGGUGAGCCUGUGCCCCGCAGAGCUCUGGGGCAACCUGCAGCACAGGCGCGGGCAGCAGCGGGGCGGGGGCGAGGGCCAGGCCUCCUGAGUGCCUGAGCGCGGAGAUCCCGGCAGGGGACGCUUGAAGCCUCCUUCACACCUAGAUACCCCUCCUUGCAUUCCAGACCUCUUCCCUCCCUCACGGUGUACCCCAGACUCACCUUGUAUUCUGAGACUCCCUCCAUGCCCCCACACCCUUUCUUGCAUCCCAGACCCCCUCCCUCCAUGCCCUGAGGACUCUCUGUGCACCUUGAGAUCCUCCUUAUAUUCUGAGACUCUUUCCACACACCACACCCCUCCUUGCACCCCAGACCCCUCCCUCCAUGCCCCGAGGCAGGUACCCCAGACUCUGCUUGUAUCCUGAGACUCUCACUGGGCUCCAGGCCCCUCUUUACACCCCAACCCCCUUCGUGCCCCCCCAGGCCUCUCAGUGUACCCCAGAAGCUCCUUGUAUCCUGAGACUCCCUCCACAGCCCAGACUCCCUCCUUGCACCCCAAAAUACCUCUUUGAUUCCCUCAUCCCCACCCUUGGAAUCUCUUUGUACCCUGAGGCCUUGCCAUUUACCAAGAUGUCUCCUUGUACUGAGACCACCCCCUCCACACCUCAGACCUUUCUGUGUACCCUGAGGCCCUGUUCAGCUUCCUAGAGCCCUCUAUGAACUUAGAGGUCCCCACUUCUCCUCCAUAUUCCUCCAUGUACCCUGAGACCCCCCCCAUCGCUCCCUCAGACCCUUCCUUGCAUUUUGAGAUCCCCUCUACCUUCUGAGACCACUUCAUUGCACCCUUACAUCUCCUCCACACCCCGAGACCCCACAUUGUGCCCUGACACCCCUUCCUAUUCCAUAUGCCAGUACCCACCCGCUGCUCCCUGGGGUCCCCACCACACCCGGCUCUCCUCUCUGCGACUUCCUGCAUGCCAGGCUGCGCCUCCACCCACCUUAAACAUCUCUCUCUCCAUUUUGGGACAACCUUCAUCCUGAAUCCCUACUUCUGCCCGGCUGAGGCCUCCCUGAAAGUCCCCUCCACCCUGUGGUUUCCAGCCACCUACCUUUCUCUUCCGAGGGCACCCAAGGCCUGAGGAUCCCACUGGGGACUCCAAGGAUCCCCAUCCAUGCUGAGGGGCCCCCAGACUUAAAGAGGUCCCCUUCCACCCUGUCCCUUAUUCGCUCACUCUGGAGACUCCCCAUCCAUUUCUGUCCCAGGAGCCUAACUUCUCCAUCCUGUAGGCUCUUCCUGGGCUGACACCCCUUCCAAGGUUCCCUAGCCCUCCACCCCCACCCCCACCCCUUGGUACACCCCAACUCCAGCACAUGCAGCCCUCAUCUGAGUUAUUUCCGGUCAUUUGCCUCCUCUCAGAAGGCCAGUCCUCUGGAGCAUGUUUGGUGAGCUUAUCCAUUAAAGGCUCAGCAGUUCCACAGUGCA